UGCUUGACCGUGUAGAGUCUCGAACGCUUAUAUUUAUAUGUUGGUCAAGAUCACGCCACUAGUUGACCGAAUGCAGCGCGCGCUACGCGUUCAAGUUAAUCGUGUAUUUAUAAUUCUGUGAUAAGUGCUAAGUUCGAUCAUGGCGAAUGUGUCUGUACUAUUUAUGUGUGUUUUUUUGUGUUUACAAUUAGUCGUUGGUCAAUUCGGAUUCUUCCCUCAACGAGGAGAGCGAACAAUCCCAUCACCAUUCAACUUCUUUACAAACGCAAAUAGAGUCAGAAAUUCACUACAUAAUCUGUUUGAUUUUGGACGCCACACACAAAAUCAAUAUGAUCAAAAUAGACCAGAGAACAACAAUCAAUUUGGUUCAAAUGGGCAAUUCAACAACAAUCAAUAUCCUAACAGACCCAUCUACAACAAUGAGUUCGGUUCAAAUACACCGAUGAACAACAAUCAAUAUGAUUCAAACGGUCAAGUUUAUAACAACCAGUUUGAUCAAAACAGACCAAACAACAACCAAUUCAAUCAGUACGGACCAGAUUAUCCUUAUAAUCAGCAAAAUAGCGUUCGUUUCCCGAAUCGAGGUACAGAUAUAAUAGAAGUAAUAGAAAUGCCAAAUGAGGAUAUAUUUGAAGAACCAAAACCAACUAACAAUCCUAUCCAAGCAGAACCUACUCCCGAAUACGUAGAACAACCUAAUAAUGUACCAAACGAGGAAACGAAUUCAGAAACAAACUCUCCGAGUGAAAAUUCAGUGAACGUUAAUUCCGAACCAACAUCUUCGCCGUUCGGUAAUGAACAAGAUAGUGAGAGCGAUGAACCAUUUGGUAAUAAGAAUGGUGUACCAACAGUAUCACCAUCACGGUUCUCAACAAAUCGACAGCGACAACGUUUGACGCCAGUUCCUCCAUCAGAAUCAAGGAACAACUUCAACUUCGGAUCAACGGGAAUUUUCCAACCAACAUGUACAACUAUAGAAGGCGGUGUUGGAAGCUGUAUUGUUCUUACCUCUUGCCAACAAUACGUCAAAAUAUUGGCACAAGCGAAGACAAAUCCUGCCGCUGUGCAAGUCUUGAGGAAAGCUCAUUGUGGAUUUGAAGGCACCAACCCAAAGGUUUGCUGUCCUCUUGCAAGUAUACCAAAUACACCACCACCAUCGCCUCGCCCUGAGGUGACACCAGCACCUACAGCUCCAGUCACCUCAGUUGACACCGCAGCUGGAAAGUCUUUGACAUCAGAUUUCAUAACCGAAUUCCCAGUGCCGCCUGAGUGUGGACUUAGCAAUGCCUCAUUCAGCAGAGUCGUUGGCGGAGUUAACGCUAAGCUUGGUGACUUCCCCUGGAUGGCGCUCUUGGGUUACCAAGGCCGUCGAGGUGCUGAUACUCGCUGGCUGUGCGGAGGCUCCCUCAUUACGUCACACCAUGUGAUGACCGCUGCGCAUUGCAUACACAACCACGAAACAGACUUGUAUGUAGUUCGUCUCGGAGAACUCGACCUCGCGAGGGAGGACGAUGGAGCGAUCCCCAUUGACGUACUCAUUAAGUACAAGAUCAAGCACGAAGGCUACAACCCCAAGUCUUUCACGAAUGACAUCGGCUUGCUGGUUCUAGAAAGAGAUGUCCAGUUCUCGAGUCUCAUCAGACCAAUAUGCAUACCUACAAGCAAAGAGUUGCGAGCAAAGAGCUUUGAGAACUACAAUCCUCUUAUUGCUGGAUGGGGCAACACGGAGUUCCGCGGUCCCUCAGCAUCACAUCUUCAAGUUUUGCAGCUUCCAGUUGUCAGUAAUGAUUUCUGCGCUAAAGCGUAUUCUGAAUACAAGGCGCAAGUGAUAGACGAAAGAGUGCUAUGCGCUGGCUUCAAGAAUGGUGGUAAAGACGCCUGCCAAGGAGACAGCGGUGGACCUUUGAUGCAGCCUAUUUACAAUCCUGAAAACCUGUCGACCUAUUUCUACCAAACUGGCGUGAUAUCAUACGGAAAGCGUUGCGCAGAAGCUGGCUUCCCCGGAGUAUACACCCGUGUUACCAACUUUGUACCCUGGCUGCAGCAAAACAUACUUGGCCAUGAUUAAUCACCAUUUGAUUACCUGGAACUGAAAGAGCAUAAUUUGUAAAUAUUUGUUUGAAAAUGCUUUGUGAUCAAUUAAUAUAUUAAAGUGACAAAUAA
This is a messenger RNA of Melitaea cinxia (Glanville fritillary), 2163 nucleotides long. It is a transcript of the gene CLIP4, whose product is annotated as venom serine protease Bi-VSP-like. Bases 140 to 2068 code for a protein of 642 amino acids. Gene Ontology annotation, molecular function: serine-type endopeptidase activity. The record is from RefSeq and is a predicted model, not a curated record. Gene Ontology annotation, biological process: proteolysis. Lineage: Eukaryota; Metazoa; Arthropoda; Insecta; Lepidoptera; Nymphalidae. The transcript has 9 exons.